ACCUCCACACACCACAUCUAAAACAAUUCCCAAUCAUUAUUCAUCAUCGAUCAACCCCCAUUUGCAAACCAAAAAUGGCAUCAACUUGUUCACUACUCUCUUCUUCCUCCUCCGUUUUCAACCCGUUGUCGAGUUCUUCAUCACCGAAAGCGGGAGUUGUAAUUCGAUAUCGACCUAGGUCUAGAAUUGUUGCAUCGAGUAGAAAAGAAGCGCACGAUCACCACCAGAACUACAGCAGCAGGCUCGUGGAUGAGAACAUGAUCGUUCUGAGGAAGAAAAUCCACGAGAUGAAGAUGGUGGAGAGGAACUACGAGCCUCCGGCGGAGUGGAUGGACUGGGAGAAGAGGUACUACACCAGCUACGACUCGAUCAUAUGCCAAGCCAUGGGUCUGUUGCAGUGGCAGCUGAUGAACACCAGGCCGAGCUUGGCUCUCGCAUUCAUGGCUUUGAUCGUUUUCAGCGUCCCGGCGUCGACGUUCAUGCUGUUGUCUCAUUUGCUGGAGAUCGCAAAAGGAGCCUUGACUGGUGGUUUUGGUGUAUGAGGAAACAUUUGAAGUAUUAGAGUUGAUUGUAUAUACAAUCGAUCUUUUUUUGCUAGCUUAGAAAGUUUGGGGAAGUUUGCGUCUGUUUCAGGAUCGGAAGAUUGAUGUUACGUAUAUCCUUUUGAAGGAAGUUAAGAAACAAAAUUAACCUACAUUAUGAUUGAUGUUACUUAGUUGUGUACUUUUCUUUUAACAAGAUCGAUGGAAAUGAAUGAAACUUGGCAGGAGAACUCUUUUA
This is a messenger RNA of Argentina anserina (silverweed cinquefoil), 780 nucleotides long. RefSeq lists its product as uncharacterized. The transcript has a single exon. Bases 75 to 542 code for a protein of 155 amino acids. Lineage: Eukaryota; Viridiplantae; Streptophyta; Magnoliopsida; Rosales; Rosaceae. The record is from RefSeq and is a predicted model, not a curated record.